Molecule: messenger RNA, 1588 nt
Organism: Pogona vitticeps (central bearded dragon)
Lineage: Eukaryota; Metazoa; Chordata; Lepidosauria; Squamata; Agamidae
Gene: SNTN
Product: sentan, cilia apical structure protein
Molecular function (GO): calcium-dependent protein binding; calcium ion binding; transition metal ion binding
Source: RefSeq, a predicted model, not a curated record
UUAGAUAUCAUAAACACUGGCCAGGCUGUAGUGAAAGAUGUGUGGCUGUACAUCCAGCACCAGGAACACAAAAUCCCAUUCUCCGAAUCAACCGGGGACUGCUGUUUCAGACAAAGAAGCAAAUGCUAGUUCCAAAAAAAUGCCCAGACGUAUUCCGAUAUCCAAGCAACUGGCUUCUAUAAAAGCACUAGGAAAAGGCUCUGACCUGGAGAAAGCUGUUGCAACAGCAGCCUUGGUUUAUGAUAACGCCGCAGAUGCAGAUGGCAAACUCAGCAAAUCUGAUGCUAAAAAGCUGCUCGAGAGCCAGUUUGUGCAUUUUAUGCAGGGUCAAGAAACCAAACCAAAAUACCAAGAAAUAAUGUCUGGGCUUGAUGAGAACAAGGACGACCCAAUUGACUUCGAAGAUUUCAUGGUUCAGCUGCUUAGCCUUGCCCUGAUGUCUGACCUCCGUCAAGAGAUCCAAAAUGUGCAAAAAACUAAGUGACUAUGGAUGCUUCAUGUAACAGAUAAAUUGGCAAGGGAGAAGAGAGAAUCUCAUUUGUCAGGGAAGCUCCAGAAUGGAAAAUAUAUAAGGGGUGUGACUGGUAGAAUCACAGAUGACUACAUUGUUAGAAAGUAAUAAAACAAAUGUAGAAUCUGGUGUUGGAGUACAAUCUAAGCAGCAAAGAUCAGAUGUGAGAUUAGCAAACCUGUGUUUAUAUUCCUCUAAGUACAUGCUGGGUUGACUAAGGCUUCAAUGCAGAGCACAUUUACUAGAGAGUCAAUUCAGUUAAACCCAGUUGGACCUUUGACUAGAUAUGCAUAGCUGUGAGUGAUAAUAGAUAUUUUGAUUAAAUUACACAAUAAUGGAUGGAGAAGUAUAGCAGAAACAAAAAAACACCCUCAAUUGCUGUUCCCAAUCGAGGAAUAAUUAUACAGUACACUAUAAAGAUGCUGCAUGGAACGACUAUCCUGAGAGGGAAAGCUCUCUGUGUUGAUCCCAGAUAUCUUAUCCAUAUCAAGAGGCAAACAAGACAGAAAUACACACCUUCAUUCAUUCAAUGUGGGGCAAUGUGAAAGACAUUAGAUAAGGCCCAUCCAGGUACACAUGAGUUGCCUGCCCUCAUUAAACUGAAUUUGUAUUCUCAGAUGGUACCUUAUCUGACACUUUACCUUUUGCAUCCAAUAAAGAGUGUAAACAGAUAAAGCAUUUUGACACAUUUAAAACUUCACCAAUCUAUUUUAUUGAAAAGGGGGGGGGCAUCCCUCCUCCACCACUCAGAUUAGAACUCCAGAGGGUAAAUAUAUGACCUUCCUUCCUUCACAUACCUGUAAUACUGAAACAAACCAGCUCCAUUUUCUUAGAAUGUGCACUAAGUGUACCACAAUACAGUAAAAUGAAUUGAACAGUAGCUGUCAUCUAAGAUUUAAGAGCUUGAGAUGUGCAGUUAAACAUGAGCUUGAGAAAUGGAUGCAUUAUUCAUUCCCAAAUUAAAUUUCCAAGCUGAGAUUGAUAAAGAUUUCGGUGUGUAAAUGUGUAUAUGCUCCAUCCUGACAAUUUCAAUUAAUAUACUAUGUGUAAUAAAUAAUAAUAAACAGCAAAGCUAUA